GUUAAUGUGUAAACCUAACCGAACCGUAGUUCUCUAAUCCCUUGCUCACACUGUCGUCGUCUCUCUUCGAGAUGAGCUUUUGCGCGGGUCAUCCUUCCUUUCCAUCAGCCUAUAUCCUUAGCAAACUUCUGCUAUCUUCCAAAUUCUAAGUUUUAUAAUGGUGAUUAGCAGUGGCGUAUUUUUGACCCGUACAUGUUACUUGAGGCUGCAACCGCCAAGCCUUGUACUGCGCCGGAGAUUCUGCGCAGCCACAACGGAUUGCUCUGUUCCUCUGAACGGGACCAAGAAGAGAAAGUCUGAAAAAGAGAAGGUGAUUGUGAUUUCUGGGCCCACCGGCGCCGGAAAAAGCAGACUUGCUAUGGAGCUCGCCAAGCGUCUCAAUGGCGAAAUCAUCAGUGCUGACUCCGUUCAGGUGUACAGAGGCCUUGAUGUUGGAUCAGCCAAGCCAUCAGAUAGCGAUAGAAAGGUGGUGCCUCAUCAUCUUAUCGACAUUUUGCAUCCGUCUCAAGACUACUCUGUGGGGCAAUUUUUUGAUGAUGGAAGGCAAGCUACCAAGGAUAUUCUUAAUAGAGGGCGUGUUCCCAUUGUUACGGGUGGCACUGGAUUGUAUCUGCGAUGGUUUAUCUAUGGGAAGCCGGAUGUGCCUAAACCUUCUCCAGAAGUCAUCGCUGAGGCCCAUGAUAUGCUAGUUGAUUUUCAAACCGAAUAUAACUGGGAAGCAGCUGUGGAAUUGGUGGUCAAUGCUGGUGAUCCAAAAGCCUGUUCUUUACCUCGUAAUGAUUGGUACAGACUACGUCGUAGCCUCGAGAUACUCAAGUCAACUGGAUCUCCGCCGUCUUCCUUUCGCAUUCCAUAUGAUUCUUUUCGAGAAAAUUUAAAUUCUCCUGAUGCCGAUGACUUGCUUGAGGAUGGUUCAUCUGCUGAUAUCUCCAUCCAAAACAUAGAGACAGAUUUGGACUAUGACUUCCUUUGUUUUUUCUUGUCAAGCCCACGGGUUGCUCUCUACAGAUCUAUUGAUUUCAGAUGUGAAGACAUGCUUUCAGGACCCAAUGGAGUUUUGUCAGAAGCUAGAUGGCUUCUUGAUCUUGGUCUUCUUCCAAACACAAAUCCUGCAACUCGUGCUAUUGGGUACAGACAGGCCAUGGAAUAUCUACUGAAAUGUCGUCGAUAUGAUGGUGAAAGUUCCCCUAGGGAAUUUUAUGGUUUCUUGAACAAAUUUCAGACAGCAUCCAGAAACUUUGCAAAAAGGCAAAUGACAUGGUUCAGGUGUGAGCCUAUGUACCACUGGCUUAAUGCUUCUAAACCUCUGGAUUCGAUACUUCAAUGCAUAUAUGAUGCUUAUGAGAGCGAAGGAGAGACGGUGGAGAUACCGGAGUCUCUAAGAAUGAGCAAAGACGUAAGAGAUUCUCGAGAAGCUUCUGAACUAAAGUUGUACCGCUCCAAAAACAGGCAUUUCGUAAGACGAGAGGACUGUGAUCCGGUGUUAGAGUGGAUCAGAAGUGAAGGAUGUAAGAGUGAAGCUUCAUGCGUGGAAACCGCAGUAGCAUAACCACUGCUUCAUUCUAUCCGCAAAAGCCAAAACCAAAACCAAAACAAAAGUGUGUUAGUAGACAAGAUUUUGGAUUAUGUUCUUGAUUAUACAUACAAUUAGGAAGCAAUUAAAAUUUCCAAAGAAACGAAAUCCAAAAGUUAUAAAAUCUUAUGAGCCAUUAGGAAAUUUUUGAGUUUGAA
This is a messenger RNA of Arabidopsis lyrata subsp. lyrata, 1731 nucleotides long. Its product is annotated as tRNA dimethylallyltransferase 9. Bases 158 to 1549 code for a protein of 463 amino acids. The record is from RefSeq and is a predicted model, not a curated record. Gene Ontology annotation, molecular function: tRNA dimethylallyltransferase activity. The transcript is spliced from 11 exons. Gene Ontology annotation, biological process: tRNA modification; cytokinin biosynthetic process. NCBI's taxonomy places the organism in Eukaryota, Viridiplantae, Streptophyta, Magnoliopsida, Brassicales, Brassicaceae.